GUACAGCUUCUCUUCUAAAACACCACUCCGUUUCCCAAACGAAUCAAUCCAACCCGACCCGUUAUGAGUGGGCGGGUAACAAGACAGUGCCAGAAAUGGCACAAGACAGUAUAGAACUGAGAGAGAAAGCUUCAAAGCCCAUAUUAUAGAAGGAAUUUCAAGAGCCACUGCAAUUCCAUUCUACAAAAAGGUUCAUAUUAUUUUAAUCUAUUAUAUAUAUUUUUUUAAAAAUAGAGAUCGAGUAAAGAAUUAUUAGAAGCAAAAUCUGGAAGAGUGGAGAGUUUGGUGGGUCAUAUACUGAUAUUCAUAUCAAAUUGUGAGUUAGCUUUGCUGGAAAAGGAUUUUAUUGGAUAAAAGCAAGUUUCUUUGCAUUGGUUUGCUUGUGUUUUUUCAAUUGGGAUUUUUCUAUGAAGAGAGUUUAGUGCUUUUCGGAAGGAUUCAUAUUUGAGGAAUAGUAGGGACUAGGAACUCAAGUUUAACGAGGAGGUUCCGAGAAACAAGAGUUUAGUCAUGUCUGCGACAUUAUCUAGCUUAGAGGUAUCCAAUUCGACUGGUUUACUUGAUUCUUUCGGGGUUGUGAAGCUCGUCGAUUCGUCGAGGUUCUUGUGUAGGGACUUUGUGUCGAUUAGAGCAAAAAAGAAUAAUAUGAAAAAGAGAUGGAGGUUUUGUUCUUUGAGUACAGAUAUGAAGUAUUCACGUGUUGGUCAGUCUGGCUUAGAGAGUGCUAAUAACUUUCCUUUAUUAACGAAUGUGCUCGGAAGCGCGGCAGUAGGAGAAGUAGCUGUUUCAUCCGAGCAGAAGGUCUACGAUGUGGUGCUGAAGCAGGCAUCUUUGGUUAAGAGGAAGCUGAGCUCUACCGGUGAACUUGAGGUGAAACCUGAAAUUGUUUUGCCUGGGAAUUUGAGCUUGUUGAGUGAAGCCUAUGAUCGCUGUGGAGAAAUUUGUGCAGAAUAUGCUAAAACGUUUUACUUGGGAACUCUUCUAAUGACUUCCGAAAGGCAAAGAGCUAUUUGGGCGAUAUAUGUGUGGUGUAGGAGAACGGAUGAACUUGUUGAUGGCCCUAAUGCAUCGCAUAUUACAGCAACUGCUAUGGAUAGGUGGGAAUCAAGAUUGGAAGAACUUUUCCAAGGACGUCCGUUUGAUAUGCUUGACGCUGCUUUAUCAGAUACGGUUGCCAAAUUUCCUGUUGAUAUACAGCCGUUUAAAGAUAUGAUAGAAGGAAUGAGAAUGGAUCUAAAGAAAUCAAGAUACAAAACCUUUGAUGAAUUAUAUCUCUACUGUUACUAUGUUGCUGGAACUGUUGGUUUAAUGAGUGUUCCAGUCAUGGGAAUUUCAACGCAAUCGCAAGCCACAACUGAGAGUGUAUACAAUGCUGCGUUGGCCUUAGGAAUUGCAAAUCAGCUAACCAACAUACUCAGAGAUGUCGGAGAGGAUGCUAGGAGAGGAAGAGUGUAUCUACCACAAGAUGAGUUGGCUCUGGCAGGGCUUUCAGACGACGAUAUAUUUGCUGGUAAGGUGACAGACAAGUGGAGGAAUUUCAUGAAGAGCCAAAUUAAAAGAGCGAGAAUGUUUUUUGACGAGGCGGAAAAGGGAGUGAUGGAGCUUAAUGAAGCUAGCAGAUGGCCGGUUUGGGCGGCAUUGCUAUUGUAUAGGCAGAUAUUGGACGAAAUAGAAGCUAACGAUUACAACAGUUUCACUAAGAGGGCUUAUGUGAGCAAAACCAAGAAGUUUCUUUCUUUACCACUUGCAUAUGCUAGAUCUAUGGUUCCUCCAGCAAGAAAGCUAUCUCAUGAAAUGAAGGCAUAGAUCCUGUAGUUACUUUAGAAAAAUGGAAAUGACAAACACAAAAAGGAAAAACACAAUUUGUAUAUGAUGAAAUAAGACUUGUAUUGAUUAUCCUCUACCACUAAUUGUAGUCAAUAUUCGUGUUUGCAA
Molecule: messenger RNA, 1935 nt
Organism: Lathyrus oleraceus (garden pea)
Lineage: Eukaryota; Viridiplantae; Streptophyta; Magnoliopsida; Fabales; Fabaceae
Product: phytoene synthase 2, chloroplastic
Exons: 7
Coding region: 511-1806 (431 amino acids)
Biological process (GO): biosynthetic process
Molecular function (GO): squalene synthase [NAD(P)H] activity; geranylgeranyl diphosphate synthase activity
Source: RefSeq, a predicted model, not a curated record